Molecule: messenger RNA, 4156 nt
Organism: Pleuronectes platessa (European plaice)
Lineage: Eukaryota; Metazoa; Chordata; Actinopteri; Pleuronectiformes; Pleuronectidae
Product: natural resistance-associated macrophage protein 2
Exons: 16
Coding region: 377-2158 (593 amino acids)
Biological process (GO): metal ion transport
Cellular component (GO): plasma membrane
Molecular function (GO): cadmium ion transmembrane transporter activity; iron ion transmembrane transporter activity; manganese ion transmembrane transporter activity
Source: RefSeq, a predicted model, not a curated record
UCAGCUCAGACUCGUUUGUAAACCAGGUCACGAUGUCGAAACCGGACAAACAUCUGUGACUGUGACUUUGUCUUUUGUCCUUUGUCCUCUUGCUCCUCCUGACGUACCUGUCCGGUGAGUCCAGGUCUCCUCCUCCUCCUCCUCCUCUUCCUCUUCCUCCUCUCAGGGAACAAUGUUCAACCUGCUCCCUCCUCUCAUUCCUCUGGAAACUACAAGGAAACGAGGAGGAGGAGCAUGAAGCGUUUACCGGAUUCAGGUGAAACAGAGGAGUGAUUGUUUUCUACUGAGUGAGGAGAGAGAGAGAGAGAGACAGAGAGAGAGGAGAGAGACAGACAGGAGACAGAGAGGAGACAGGAGACAGUUGAGGUAGAAGAAGAUGAAGAAGAUGUUCUCCUUCCGUCGCUCAGUGAGAGAUCCAACACCUGAGAGCUUCCACAUCUCGUCCCUGCCGCCCAGUGUCCCCAGCUGUCAGGAGGACGGACGGACCACAGCACCAGCUGCAGAUGUGUCGGCAGAGAGAGAGUGUGCGAGCGUGAUCCAGACGACACACACACACCGAGGCCCCGCCCCCUCCGUCUUCCUCCAGAAGCAGAACCAUGAGCCCGUCGCCACCACCUACUUCGACAAGAAGGUCCCUGUCCCCGACGAGGACAGUGAGCAGACGAGCUUCAGCCUGCGGAAGCUGUGGGCCUUCACUGGGCCGGGCUUCCUGAUGAGCAUCGCCUACCUGGACCCGGGGAACAUCGAGUCCGACCUGCAGUCCGGGGCCAAAGCCGGGUUCAAGCUGCUCUGGGUGCUGCUUGGCGCCACCAUCAUCGGCCUGCUGCUGCAGCGGCUGGCGGCGCGACUGGGCGUGGUCACGGGGAUGCACCUGGCGGAGGUCUGCAACCGGCAGUACCACACGGUGCCGCGUGUCAUCCUGUGGUUGAUGGUGGAGCUGGCCAUCAUCGGCUCGGACAUGCAGGAGGUCAUCGGCUGUGCCAUCGCCUUCAACCUCCUCUCCAGCGGCAGGAUUCCCCUGUGGGGCGGCGUCCUCAUCACCAUCGUCGACACCUUCGUCUUCCUCUUCUUGGACAAGUACGGUCUGAGGAAGCUGGAAGCGUUCUUUGGUUUACUCAUCACGGUCAUGGCCAUCACGUUUGGAUAUGAGUAUGUGACGGUGAGUCCGGACCAGGGUCAGCUGCUGAAGGGGAUGUUCGUGCCGUACUGCCAGGGCUGCGGCCCGGCUCAGAUGGCUCAGGCCGUCGGCAUCGUGGGAGCCGUCAUCAUGCCUCACAACAUCUACCUCCACUCGGCUCUGGUCAAGUCUCGAGAAGUGGAUCGAACCAACAGGAAGGAAGUCAGAGAGGCCAACAAGUACUUCUUCAUCGAGUCGACCGUCGCCCUCUUCAUCUCUUUCCUCAUCAACGUCUUCGUGGUGGCUGUCUUCGCCGAGGCUUUCUACGGUCGCACAAACAUGGAGGUGCACAACGUCUGCAAUGAUUCAGGAAGUCCUCAUUCACAGCUGUUCCCUCAGGACAAUCACACUCUGGAGGUGGACAUCUACAAAGGGGGAGUGGUGCUGGGCUGCUUCUUUGGCCCAGUGGCGCUCUACAUCUGGGCCGUGGGGAUCCUCGCAGCUGGUCAGAGCUCCACCAUGACUGGAACGUACUCUGGACAGUUUGUUAUGGAGGGUUUCUUGAACCUGCGCUGGUCGCGUUUCGCCCGGGUGCUGUUGACCCGCUCCAUCGCCAUCACCCCCACCCUGCUGGUGGCCGUCUUCCAGGACGUGCAGCGCCUCACGGGCAUGAACGACCUCCUGAACGUGCUGCAGAGCAUGCAGUUGCCAUUCGCCCUCAUUCCCAUCCUCACGUUCACCAGUCUUCCUUCUCUCAUGAACGAGUUUGCCAACGGACUGGUGUAUAAGAUCGGCGGGGGGGCGGUGAUCCUGCUCGUCUGCUCCAUCAACAUCUACUUCGUGGUGGUUUACGUGACGGCUCUGGACAGCGUGCUGCUCUACGUGCUGGCGGCGCUGCUCUCCGUGGCCUACCUGACCUUCGUGGGAUACUUGGUGUGGCUGUGCCUGAUCGCUCUGGGAGUUUCUUGUCUGGAUCCGACCACACGGAGAGGGAACGACACGACCAUCCUGAUCGAGCAGCAGCCGGAGUUCGAUUCCUGAGCCUCGUGUGUGAGUGGACGCUCGUCACUGAGGUGCAGCUGUGAACCACCUUUGACCACAUGUACUUUUCUUUUAGCGCUGAUUUAUUUAUACCUGAAGUUCUUCGAGUGUCAGAAGGUCGUUUGGUCUCCUAGUUCCACGUCUCAACUUUCCUCUCUGCAUCUCUGAAGUCAGGACUUGAAGAAAAAUCUUCUUCUCACUGUUUGACGUCAUUUUCAUGAACGGGCUCUUCUGACACUGUUCAGGAAGCAGAACCUCACAUUUCAAGAUUGGGGAACUGGUUAUGUUUAUUUUCUGUCCUUGUGCACGUUCACUGAAAAACGCACGGGUUGUUGUUUAUCAUGUUUACUCAUUUCCACACUUUCCUGAAGGUAGAAAGCAGGAAGAACAAUAUGUGACUCAUUUCUUAUCUGUUUGUUUUUUUAUCUUAUUUCUGCAGCAGCAUCUGUUCAAUCAUUUUAUUGUUUUGUUGUUUUAUUGUUUUAUGAUCACACAGUAUGGCCCAACAAACAUGAAUCAAACAAGAGAAGGACGUUCUUCAGAAAGUACCCAGUGUUCAAAUAACUUAAUACCAUGUUAUCACCAUCAUUUAUUUGACCCAGUUCUUUUCAAAUGAUUUUUUUUUCUGGAUGUUUGCUCUGAUUGGACGGACUGAGGCUCCCGUGCACAAUCCUGUAACUCAACAACUUUACGAGAGUAGAACCUUUACCUCAAAACGUGUUGAAGUAGAAUUCAGUGUUUUUUGGAGCCCUGCACAUCCUGAGUGUGUGUGUGUGUGUAGUUUCUCUCUUGGUCACAGGGAGGCAGCGGAGGCCACAGCACAGAUUCCUCAGCUCCAGUCUCAACCACUGGAACUGCACAACACAUUAAAUACCAUGGUGUGUUACAUCAUGUGUUGUUGUAUCGUAGAAAUAUCUGCAGCGACAGGACUGGUCUGUGAUGUUCUGACUGUACGUGCAGCUGCUGCUCCACAUGCCUGUGGCCUCGGAAUGUCUGAGGAGUCGCAGCUAUUGUGCAACUGCAAAUGAGCUCUGCUGGUCCCAGUGCCGCUGGAAUUCCAGUCCUGAAGAGCCCCAGCCUCUGCGAGCUGGGGAGAAGCAGGGUGGACGGGUUCUUUCUUUGCAUUGUGGCGGGGAACUUUUAAUUUUCUCUCCCUCCUCUCCCUGUCAUGGAGGCAGAGUUAUGUAAGAGCCGAGGGAGAGUCUUCCCACCGCCCCUCUCUGUUUUUGUUUUUCUCAAUGAGCCAAUGUCUCCCUGCCGAGGCCUCACAGCCUGUGCAGUAGGCCCCUUUCCUGGAAACACUGCCUAGGAGAGGCCACUCAGGGGCAGGCCUGCAAGGCGGGAGGAGGAGGAGGAGGAGGUGGGGGGGGGCUCUUCCAGCAAAUCACAUGUCUGUAGUGUAGACCCUCAGUCCCGGCCCCACUUGAGGCUCAGAUGCACAUUUCAGCAGCUAGUUUGUCAUCAGCAGGACUGGAAGUGGCUGUAAAGCACAUGGCAGCGUGUGGAGGCUCUGAGGUGAAGCUGUGGAAUCCUGGUAUGAACUGUAGAAGAAGAACCACAACGUCUGAUGGAUGGACUCACUGUGUGGUUGUGUGUGUGUGUGUCAUUGUUAUUUUUAUGCGUUUUUAUUUCACAAUGUGAUUACUGUGCAGUAUAACUUGAUGAGCAGUGUUUUUAUCUGCUAGUUGAAGUAUUUCUCUGAAUGGAGGACGAUGGUUUGACUCCAGGGCCUCGAUAUGUUUACGACUGAUUCAUGACAAAGUGAGUUGUUCUGUAACACACUGAUGUGUGUGUGUGUUUGCUGUCGUGCUACAACUGACGACUUGUCUCACUUUAACAGAUCGUUGAUUUAUUUUUUUUGCAAAGAGACAUGUUGCUGUGUCAGGACUGUGGGACAGUUGAUUUAAUGAGACGUAUUAAUAAUCAAUAACUGUGUCAUCGUGCUGUAAACAAACUAUUCAGCCUGAAAAACACAAUAAAGCAGAACAGAGAAUUUCA